CCAGCGUAGCCUACUUGAACUGGACACAAGGAGCUUAAUUGUUUCUCGAUGCAAACUUCCCUAAGUCUGUGUGUACAGUAGAGGAUUAUGGAGAUCUGUCUCACACUCAUUUUACUCUCCUCUACAGUAAUGAUUAUUACUGCUGAUUUGAAUGUGAGGUUGGUGAAUGGUGACAUUCGUUGUUCUGGUAGAGUUGAGGUUCUUCAUGAUGGUCAGUGGGGAACAGUGUGUGACGAUGGUUGGGAUCUGACAGAUGCUGCAGUGGUGUGUAGAGAGGUGAACUGUGGAGAGACUUUACAGGCUCUGGGUGCUGCUUACUUUGGACAAGGAUCAGGACCAAUCUGGAUGGAUGAUGUGAACUGUAGAGGAUCAGAGUCCUCACUGAAGAUCUGUAGUUCAAGAGGAUGGGGUGCUCAUGACUGUGGUCAUCAAGAAGAUGCAGGAGUCAUCUGCUCUGAUGGACAGUCAAGACUUGUUAAUGGACCUCAUCUGUGUUCUGGAAGAGUCGAGCUGCUUCGUGGGAACACCUGGAUGUCAGUGUGUGAUGCUGUGUUUGAUGAUCAGGAUGCAGAGGUUGUGUGUAGAGAGCUGAACUGUGGGGUUCCUGUACAGCUGCUGGGUGCAGAUACUUUUGGUAAAGGAGAGUGGCAGGUGUGGACACAAGAGAUUCAAUGUACCGGUGAAGAGUCUCAUAUAUCGUUUUGUCCAUCAUCACCUUCUCUGAAAGACAACUGCACACAUGAGAAUGAUGUGGGACUGGUAUGUUCCGGUUACACAGCACUCAGACUGGUAAAUGGUCCAGACUCUUGUUCCGGUCGUGUUGAGCGUCAGUAUUUCAGUAAAUGGGGCUCAGUUUGUGAUGAGUGCAUGAAUAUGAGAGCUGCCAAUGUUCUCUGUAGAGAGCUGAAUUGUGGGAUUGCUGUGUCUGUUGUGGGAGUGGACUGGUUUGGAGAGGGAUCUGGUGAAAUCUGGGCUGAUGUGUUUGAUUGUCAGGGGAAUGAAACAAAACUCUCAGAAUGUUCAAUCUCUUCAUGGAGUCGAGCUGAAUCCUCUCAUAAACAAGAUGUUGGAGUCAUUUGUUCUAGUGAGUGAACUUCACUCUGUCAUUAACAUGAAGUUACUGUAGUGUGAUCGUAAUCAAUCUGAAAAUGUCAAAUCCUUUCUCCAGAUUCCUCUCUGUCUCUUCAUGAUGGUCGAGUGAGGUUGUCUGGAGAGAGAGAGUGUGAGGGUGAGGUGGAAGUUUA
Molecule: messenger RNA, 1244 nt
Organism: Paramisgurnus dabryanus
Lineage: Eukaryota; Metazoa; Chordata; Actinopteri; Cypriniformes; Cobitidae
Source: RefSeq, a predicted model, not a curated record